AUUACAAAUGCCUUAAAUACCCGAAAUAGUCCUAGUACUACUAAUAUCUAUAAACUUCCCUUGAAUUCGGAUGUUCUUAUAUAUAAUUGGGAUAGGCCAUAUAAGCUAAUAGCUAUUAAUAGGGAGGACUAUAUACUAGCUCUAUUAUGUAGUAAUACUACUUUCCACUUAACCUCUAUAAAGCCCUUUUAU
This is a messenger RNA of Hyaloscypha bicolor E, 192 nucleotides long. RefSeq lists its product as uncharacterized. The transcript has 2 exons. NCBI's taxonomy places the organism in Eukaryota, Fungi, Ascomycota, Leotiomycetes, Helotiales, Hyaloscyphaceae. The record is from RefSeq and is a predicted model, not a curated record. The annotation marks the transcript as partial.